AUGUCCUCCGGUUGCUUGCAGGCGCUGAGCGAAAAUGCCUUCUACCGGCUGUGGGCUGCGCUCGGUGACGGCGAGUCCUUCCUGCACCUCGGCGCGUCGAAGAAGUAUCGAGAACUGGCUUGUUUGAUCCAUCAGACCUUGGAUCACCUGGAGACGGAUCAGCCGCAGGUGCUGGAAGCAGUUUUGCGCCAGUAUGCAGAGUGUGUGGAUGACUGCAUCUACCGCUGGGAACGGGAGAUUCACAACAUGCACGACAUGGUCACCGGAGAGGCAACAUGCGACGAUGCCUUGGAUGCAGAGGAUGCCAUCCUCCGCAUGCUUUACAACGAGCGCCGGCAGAUGGCGGAGGGAGUACUCCACUCCACCAAGGGGGCUCUCCAGAGCGCAGCAGACAUGCAUUUCGAGAGCCACUUCUAUGCAAGCGUCCACUUUGGCCUCGCCGAGCAGCUCACCGCACGCCAGGACCCACAUCGGCUUACCUACUUGACCAUGGACAGCGGCUUGCGGGCCGAUCAGCUCAAGGCACGGCUGCUCGCUACCUACACGCCGACCCGGAUCCGGGAGGUUCUGCGCCGCGAGGUCUUGGAGUCCAAGGCCAAAGGGUCCCAGGCUCUCCGCGAGAAGCUCCUGGACUGGCUCAAGGUGCAGGUACCUCCUGGCUUCCGCACCGAAUUUUCGGAAGAAAGUCGGAGGGAGGCCUGGCUGCACAGCUACUGCCACGACGAGGAGGGGCGGAUGACUGAGGAGGCUCUGAAUUACAUGCUCUGCCGCAUGCAUAUCUUGUCUGCAGACAGCCUGGUCUAUGCCACCGCGGGCCACUCCGGGGAGUUGAAGCGCCAGCUCCCCUCCACGGGACUCGAGCCUACAGGCGAUCGUCACCGGUGCAGGGUGUCUUGA
Symbiodinium sp. CCMP2592 is the source of this 897-nucleotide messenger RNA. NCBI's taxonomy places the organism in Eukaryota, Dinophyceae, Suessiales, Symbiodiniaceae. The record is from the annotation of a GenBank genome assembly.